AUGCCCAAAGUGACUGUCAUUAAGCUCGACGACGCGCCCGACUCGCUCGAACCGCCGACAUUGGCUGCCACCUCCCCCUCGUCCGGCAAGCAUCCUCGCGUUAAACAAGUCCCCCUCGACGCGCUGCUGCCGUACAACAAGGUGGAGCGUGAUGAGCGCAGUGCUAGGGUCAAGGCAGAGAAGCAGGGGGCCUCAAAGCGGGAUGAGGAUGCGGAUGCGGCGACGUUCGUGAUUGGGAGGGUUCCUCCGCCGUUCCCGCUCUCGGCGGCAGACAGGCUGGCUUUCGUUCGUCCUGCGGCACGAGAAGGGGAGCGCAAGGCGGCGGAGAAAGUGACGGCGUUCCAAUGGAAGCUCUACGAUCUCCUCUUGACCAUCCCGGAAGGCCGCGUCUCGACCUACGGCCAACUCGCGUCGCUCCUCGCCUCCUCCCCUCGCGCAGUCGGCUCCGCCCUCCGCUCGAACCCCUUCGCACCCUACGUCCCCUGCCACCGCAUAAUCGCCUCGACGCUCUUCAUCGGCGGGUUCUGCGGCGAAUGGACGGGCAAGAACAAGAGUGCGGGCGCGAAGCAGGCGGGAGAGGGCAAGAAGACGGGCGAGAAGAUUGAGUUGCUAAGGAGGGAGGGGGUCGAGUUUGAUUCGAAGGGGUACCUGAAGGACAAGUCGAAGCUUUGGGAUGGGAAGAAGGCGUGA
Molecule: messenger RNA, 690 nt
Organism: Rhodotorula toruloides NP11
Lineage: Eukaryota; Fungi; Basidiomycota; Microbotryomycetes; Sporidiobolales; Sporidiobolaceae
Product: methylated-DNA-[protein]-cysteine S-methyltransferase
Exons: 3
Coding region: 1-690 (229 amino acids)
Biological process (GO): DNA repair
Molecular function (GO): methylated-DNA-[protein]-cysteine S-methyltransferase activity
Source: RefSeq, a predicted model, not a curated record